Molecule: messenger RNA, 986 nt
Organism: Daucus carota subsp. sativus
Lineage: Eukaryota; Viridiplantae; Streptophyta; Magnoliopsida; Apiales; Apiaceae
Product: cucumber peeling cupredoxin-like
Exons: 2
Coding region: 96-836 (246 amino acids)
Cellular component (GO): plasma membrane
Molecular function (GO): electron transfer activity
Source: RefSeq, a predicted model, not a curated record
ACAAAUUAAAGAAGUUACACUACACAUAAAGAGAGAAAGAAAGAUAAAGCAAAAGCAGGGGCGAUUGAAAACAAGAACACAAGGGGAUUAAAGAAAUGGCGUCUCAAAGAUUAAGCAUGGUGGUGUUUAUGGUAGUCAUGGUAUUGGGUGCUAUGCAUAUGGAGAGCUCGGAUGCACAAACAACACAUAACGUUGGGGGCAAUAUUGGUUGGACUAUUCCUCCAAAUGCUAACGCUUAUACCACCUGGGCUGCUUCCCAAUCUUUCAAAGUUGGCGAUGUUCUCGUGUUCAACUUCACCUCCGGAGCACACACGGCGGCAGAAGUGACCAAAGCAGCCUACGAUGCAUGCACCCUCACCAACCCCAUCUCCGUCUGGUCCAACGGCCCAGCCAGCGUCACCCUUAACUCCUCAGGCGCCCACUACUACCUCUGCACCGUUACAGGCCACUGCACCGCUGGUCAAAAGCUAGCCAUCAACGUGGCUGCCGCCGCCUCCCCCGCACCCGCACCCACCACCCCCACCCCUACCCCAACCCCAACUCCCACCCCCACCCCUAGCCCAACCCCAUCAGCCACCCCUACCCCAAGCCCAACCCCAUCAUCCACACCUACACCUAGCCCUAGCCCAAGCCCAAGCCCAGCAUCUUCUCCUUCUCCAGCGGGAGGAUUAGCUCCUACGCCAUCAGGAACUUCAGAAACUUCGCCUCCUCCAGCACCAGGCAGCACUUCUACCCCAGGAGCCUCGGAUACUCCGGAUUCACCUAGCUCUGCUUCGUUUCUUUCCGCCGCACUCCCCAUUACAUUUUUGUCCAUGGCCAUGGCUUUCUACUACUAGGUCCACUUUAGACUACGGCUACAGAGAUCUUGAUUUUUGUUUCUCAUUCGUUUUGUGUUUCUGAAUUUCUUUUACUUUUUUUUAUCUUACCAUUGCUGUGUGUGUAAUUUUUUGGGUUAUAUAUACCAAUAAACACUAAAUUUAUCUCUA